AUGGCAGCGAGGCGUUGGCGGAUAAAAGGGUGUGGAGGAUGGACGGUCAGUGGCAUCGCACGGUUUGAGUGGCUCAAAGGGGGGAACGAGAUAGAUGUUCUCAGGGAGGUAGAUGUCCUCGUCGUCGUUUCCGGAAGGGGACCACCCCCUGAUGGUGAAUUCCAUUGA
Messenger RNA from Serpula lacrymans var. lacrymans S7.9, 168 nucleotides. RefSeq lists its product as uncharacterized. The transcript has a single exon. Bases 1 to 168 code for a protein of 55 amino acids. Lineage: Eukaryota; Fungi; Basidiomycota; Agaricomycetes; Boletales; Serpulaceae. The record is from RefSeq and is a predicted model, not a curated record.